AUGGUUAAUAAAGCCAAGGAAUGGUAUCCAAAGAUUGGAGGAACCUACAGGCUGAUGGAUGACGUACCGAGAGGUCUUGCUAUAGCCAUGAGGCCCGUUUUGAAGAAGCGAAAAUUCAAGGAGGUCAUCGAUUUGUGUUCCGAGGACGAGAGCGUUGAGACCGGAAAGCGCUCGGCAUGUUCGACCGUAAAGUCGGGGGUGCGCCCAACUGUUCCAAUCGACGACGGUGACUUGAUCGAGAUGUCUUACAAAAAGGAUAGAAUAAAUCACAGACCGCUUGUCUAUAUCGAUACAGAAGGGGGGGAUGACAGUAUCGUGUCAGAAGACUGCUACUAUCCGUUGAUGGAAUGGAAUAAGGGGGCGGCACGGACCUGCGCCGGCGGCGAUGAAACCAUCAAACGACCCAGCUUUUAUCUCCUUCAUAUCCAACAACGCGACAAAUGGAGCUGUGGCUUUCGCAAUUUACAAAUGUUGCUAGUUACUUUGGUUCCCUCUCUACCACCCGAGCAUAUUUAUUUUGAUAAUGGCAGCUUGAAUGGACAAGCUUUUCGGGUGCCUUCUUUGCAACAGCUCCAAGCUUCUUUGGAACGGUCGUGGCGUGCCGGAUAUGAUCCCGAUGGUGCACAGCACUACCAGAAUCGUAUUUUGGGUAAAAACUCGAAAAUUGGAGCAGUCGAAGUUUCGACAACCUUAGUCUCGGGGCAAGUUGGGGCCUUUUUGCUCUACGUACUUUGGAAAGGAAGCGGACUGCUGUCCCUUUUGCCGGACCGUCGCGAUCCCAUCGUGUUUAACUAUUGCCAAGCAGGUUGUCAAUAG
This is a messenger RNA of Phaeodactylum tricornutum CCAP 1055/1, 816 nucleotides long. RefSeq lists its product with no specific name. The transcript has 3 exons. NCBI's taxonomy places the organism in Eukaryota, Bacillariophyta, Bacillariophyceae, Surirellales, Neidiaceae. The record is from RefSeq and is a predicted model, not a curated record. The coding region runs from base 1 to 816 and encodes 271 amino acids.